AAUGAAACAACCAAAAAAAAAGUUACAGAAAAUGGCGUAGCUUCGAAGUUGUAGCGUCCUAUGACUUUUUCAAUUAGAUUUUAAGAUUUUUAUGUGCGAGUGAUAUAAAAUUGUGAUUAAACACGAUGGAGACUGCAGGGCACAGCAAUAUGUGUCGGUGUUGUGCUUCCGAAGGUGCGUUCAAAGACAUUAAAAGCACAUAUCAUUGGAUGGGAGAAGAGGAGAUUUACGCCGACAUGUUGAAGGAUUGUUUCGACAUAAACCUAAAUGUAUCGGAGCACGGAGAAGAUGGCGGCAUAUGCGAGGUCUGCAUCACGCAGCUGCGCAACGCGAUCAACUUCAAGAAGCAAGUGCAACACACGGAGGAACAGUUUAAGAAACAUUUGCAGAAUAAGACAUUGUUUAGACCGCAUAUAGUGAAGGUGGAAGUUGCAGCUGAAGAAGACUCAGAAGAGGGUGACAUCAUGGGCUCCGGGGAUGAUGCAUUCUCUGGUGCUGAAUUCGAAGUACCAAUAAAAACGGAGGACGAUGAGCCCAAACCCAAGAAGCGGUCUAAGGCGCCAGCUACAUCGACCCGAUCUAAGAAGUCCAAAUCGGAUGAUGGCGAACCGUCGACCAAACGAAUGGACGAGGACGGGCCCAAACGCAGGAAAAGGAAAAAGAAUUCCGACGAAAGUGCUACCCCAGAGCGCGUAGAACACAGAGUCAACCUAACCGCCAUUCUACAAUACUCCAACGCUAGCCCCUUCCGCGACAAAACCAUUCGCGGCUUCUCCUGCCUUUACUGCGCCAAAGCAUUCCCCGACAUCCAAUCACUCCGCGAACACACCGCCCAACAAUCCGAGAAAGACAAAAUCAACACCAUUAUCGACUAUAAACUCAGUUACAACCCCAUCAAGGUCGAUAUUACAAACCUCCACUGCACAGUCUGCAAUCUAGAAAUGAGAGACCUCAACGAUCUGAAGGAUCAUCUGGUAGCUGUACAUAAUAAGACUAUUUACAAACACAUUAAGGAUAUUAUACUCCCGUUCCGAUUAGAAGAUGGACAUAAUUUUACCUGUGUUAUUUGUUCUGUGGUCCACAUAUCGUUUAAAAACCUCUACCAUCACAUGAGUAGCCAUUAUAGGAAUUACUGCUGUAAGAAAUGCGGGGCUGGCUACAUUACGAUAGCAGCGUUAAGGAAACACGGAAAGACUCACGCACAGGGCAUAUUUCCCUGCGAUUUCUGCGAUAAGUCCUAUACGUCGAUGACGAAGAAACGAAACCACGAGAAGGGUGUUCACACGGGCGGCUGGCUCCGGAACAAAUGUCCGCAUUGUCCAGAAGUUUUCGUCAGUUACUACGACAGAAGUGAACAUUUGGUCAAAGUUCACAAUCAAACGCCUAUAAUAUACCCCUGUAACGCAUGCAAUAAGACUUAUAAGAAGAAAUUUGAAUUGAACAGGCAUAUAAAGCAUCACCAUUUGCAGCAGAGGAGUUACCUAUGCGACAAGUGUAAUGCCAAGUUCUUUUCUAAGAGAGGCCUUUCGGAUCACCUGUCUAGGCAUUCGGGAGGUGUGGUCUGCUCAUGUGACGUGUGUGGCAAAACGUUUUCGAGGACCCGUACUCUAAAAGAACAUCUGAAAAUACACGAAGACGACAAACGGUUUCAAUGUGAGAUUUGUCAUAAGACCUUCAUGCAGAAGUGUAGUUUGAAGAGUCAUGUGAGACUGCAUCAGGAUGACUUGGAUAUAUUUAAGGAGUUUGAUGAUGUUAAGCAUCUGAUAGACAAUAGGGAGCUGACGCUGAAGCAGAUAGCCGCUGAGAGUAAGAUUAAGGCUCAAGCGGAGAAGGCGAAAGAAGAAAGAGAGUUUGAAUAGUGUUUAGCUAACGUUGGCCCUAUGACCGCUACGUCACUCAGACUUGUCUUUAGCCCCAAAUUCCGAAUUUAUAUGAAGGUUAUAUAUAAUUUCUUUAAAGAAAAUGUGAGGAAAGCAGUUUACUUCAUAUAAUUUAGUAUCUAUAGUCACAAAAUUCACAAUGAUGACUAUCGUUUUUGCGCCCACUAGAUGGCGUUGAUGUAGCUUUUGAUCCUCUUUGUCCAAUCACCUGAAUGUUCAAUAGUUUAAUACUAGCAAAUUCUCUAUUGGGCUAGAGACCUUAUUACGCAAUAGGUGAUGCACGUCGAGAAUUCAUACUCAUUAAAACAAAAUAAUGCAACUUUGUGCAAAUGCAGCAUUGAUCGUAUACCCCUAUGGUAGACAGAUGACCUGACAUAUAUCGCAGACAGACGCUGAAUGCAGGUCGCUUCUACCGACCGAUCUGGAAGGGGGAAUCAUUAGGGGAGGCCUAUGUGAGGCAAUGGACAUUUUGUAUCUGAAAACUAUAAUUAAAUUAAACUUAAAAUCAUAAUCUCGAAAAGGCCGGCAACGCACUCGUAACGCCUCUGGCGUUUCGGGUGUCCAUUGCCGGCGCCAACUGCUUACCAUCAGGUGAUCCGUCUGCUCGUUUACCGGCUUAUACCAUAAAAAACUGCAACAUUGUUCUCCUGGGUACAUUUUAAUCUCGUUUAUAAGUGACUGUGGCGGUCAUAAGGCAAAGGACUUUCUAGAAAUAAAGACAUUACCGACGUUACUGUUCUAACAUCGUAUUGUAUAUAAACAAAUUGUGAGUGCAUAUUUUAUAGAACAAUUCUCUUGGUGGAAUUGUGUUUGAGAAUGGUUAUAAUAACUAUACAUGUGUACUGGGUUAUUGAAGAUUUUAAAUACGUCUUCUGGGUGUGAAAGUUUUGGGUGAUUGUAGACUUUUUGUUAGACUUUGAUUGAGUGCUCUUCUGUGUUACUGUAAAGCAAGAGCUUCUGGCCUCAAUUCCUAGGUCAGUUACAUUAGUAUGAGUUUGCUUUACGUUUAAAGUGAUCAAGACGAGCGCGCGUUCGCUCUGAUUGGUUUGUUUAUUCGAUCAGGCCAGGCAAUCAGAGCGCCGAACGCGCUCUCGUUUAGUUUUCGUUCAAAGUAAAGCAAACUCGUACUAAGAGUACUGAUUGGUUGGUUUAUUCCAGCCGGCCAAUCAGAGCGCCGAACGCACUCUCGUUUUGAUUGCUUUAAACGUAAAGAAAACUCAUACAAGGCUUGUGAUACUUAAUGUUUUUAUUGGAUUGAAUAAAUAUUCUGUUUCGAAAUCUUUACUAAAUCCCCAAUCUCAUGUAUAAACUCGAAACUUUUAGAGCGAAAUUUUAGAAUUAAAUAAGUGAAUUAAAUGAUUUUUGAACUUAUAAAGCUUUGAGUACUGGUUGGAAACCAAGAUAAAUAAAUGCUUUUAAGCUUAUCCUGUAAUAAAUUGUCGACUCUACAGCAUACUUUCACACCCUGAAAGCUACUUAAAUUUUUCAAUAACCCUGUAUGUGGUCCGAACAUUUAUAUCCUAAAGACCUGUUUCACGAUAUCUAAUAGAGUUGCUCUUAGCGUAACUGACUCAUUUAGUAUGGGAAAUACGUCAAAAUAUUCGUCAAUUAGAAUACUAGAGACUGCCUCACUCAAAGACAUUUAAUGAUUACUUAAACUAUUCCUUAGUAACUAUUUUGUUCCGAAAACAAUAGGGAUGAUGACGGGGUAUGAACAUUUAAAAAUCUAUAAAAUAUUGGACACGUAUUUUUUUAUUUUGUCAUAUAAGAUAACAAUACUUAGAUAAAACGAAU
Molecule: messenger RNA, 3674 nt
Organism: Spodoptera frugiperda (fall armyworm)
Lineage: Eukaryota; Metazoa; Arthropoda; Insecta; Lepidoptera; Noctuidae
Product: zinc finger protein 723
Exons: 5
Coding region: 126-1859 (577 amino acids)
Biological process (GO): regulation of transcription by RNA polymerase II
Cellular component (GO): nucleus
Molecular function (GO): DNA-binding transcription factor activity, RNA polymerase II-specific; RNA polymerase II cis-regulatory region sequence-specific DNA binding; zinc ion binding
Source: RefSeq, a predicted model, not a curated record